CUAGUAGUGAAACGUUAUUGAUUAGAUAUAUCGACAAAUUAGACGACCAUUUAGGAAUAAAACCAAGAAAACUUCAUUUUAUGUAAGUGAAAAACUCAAGAAAUAUAAGUCGUGAUUGGCUGGUGUAAAAUUGUGUGAUAACAAAAAUGUCUCCACGGUCCCGGUACUUGAAUGCGAGAUAUAUGCGUAAGUACCGGAAGCGCAAGAAGGAACAGCGGUUGGCGCUUCAACCCCGUAAGCAACCAAAGUCCACUGCCGAGCGAGUUCGGGCCUACCGGGCCAAAAUGAAAGCGAUCAAAAGUGCAUCUGGAGAUUCUGUACCGAUGAGCGUAAAAUACAGCGAGGUUGACCCAUAUAAAUGUACAAUCUGCUAUCAAGAUGCCUCUAAAAUAACACCGAUCGAAUGCAACACCGACCAAAAGCUGUGCGAUCGAUGUCUGCUAGAUCUACUGACCAGGAAAUUUGAAAGUGACACAGCAAGCGAUGAAAACGACACAGAAUCAUUCAAUGUUUUGAGCAGUAUUAAAGAGGAACCAUUGGAUGAGGACAAUGAACCGGAAAACGCGCAAACCGAUCAUCAGUCGGAAAUGUGUAUUUUAGAAUUCUCAGCAGGCGUUGCCAAGGUCGAGAUAGAGGAACCUGAUCCAGUGGAGCCGGAUCCAGUGGAACAGCCUCAAGAAAGUAUAAAAUUUAAGUGCAACUUUUGCGAUGAAGGAGCGUCUACCAGGAAGGCCCUGGGGCAACACAUUGCUCUGUUUCAUAUGGAGGAAAAGAAAAAUCAGUGCCACAUUUGCAAGCAAUUCUUUAAAGACGUUGGCAGUCUAGAAGAGCACGCGAAAAGCGAUCACGGGGGUUUCACCCAUGCCUGUGACAUUUGCACGGAAUGCUAUCACGACGAUGAAAAAUUAAUCCAUGAGUCUAACUGCCAGGGCAGACUGGUGCUGGAAUGUGCGAUUUGUCAGGAGGGCUUUGUGCUGAAGGAGAGCUUAUGGAAACACCUGGAUGGACAUGAGCUUACGGAAGAGAACAAAGCUGUUUCUUUUCGAGAAACGCGUAAAACGUGGAAGGUGUUUACCUGCGUGAUAUGUAAUGAUGGUCGAGCUUUUGAUGAAAAGUCGUUUUGGCCGCACGUCCACGAUAAGCAUGAUGGAUACCAUUUAAAAUGUAAAGAAUGCGGAAGGACAUUUCGCAAACAAUUGCAUUUAUUCAUGCAUAUUAGUCAAAGUUGCCAAAUUGACGUAAGGGCUCGCAAGUAUGCUGCUGAACACCCAAAGCUAGCGGUGGAAUCACAGUGUCCGCACUGCCCUAAGCGAUACAGUAGUAUUACUAAUUUAAAUAAUCACAUCUCUAAGAUUCACACAGCAUUGCCCAUUGUCUGCCACAUAUGUGGUCAUGCUGCAUUGAACAAGAAGCAACUGCGAUAUCAUAUGAUCAAAGCUCAUACAGAACCGACAGAACAAUGUUCACACUGUCCGAAAGCGUUCCAUCGGCUAGGUGACCUACGGCAGCAUCUGCUCACCCACGAAACGGUCAAAAAAUUUGUUUGCGCAGUGUGCGGCGCGGUGUUCAAGCGUAAACUUGGUCUUGACGCGCACAUCCGUUCGCACCAAAUGACUCAACGGCCUCGAUACAUGGAUGCAAAGCAACCGAAGUCCGGUCCCGGUGCCGAGCGAGUUCGACGCUGCCGGACUAAAAUCAAAGCGAUCAAAAUUAGAGCGGCGUCUCCCGCGGAUAGUUGCAACAAUGGAAGCGGAUCUGGAGAUUUUGAAUCGGUAACCGUUAAAGGCAGCGAGGUUCACCUAUUUAAAUGUACAAUCUGUGAUCAGAAUGCAUUCAAAGUAACACCGAUCGAAUGCAACACUGACCACAAGCUGUGCGAUCGAUGUCUACUAGAUUUGUUGACCAGAAAAUUCGAAAGUGACACAUCGGGCGAUGAAAACGACACCAAAUCAUUCAAUGUUUUGACCAGCAUUAAAGAGGAACCAUUAGACGAAAUUAGUGAACCGGAAAACGUGCAAACCGUUCAUCAGCCGGAAGUUUGUGUUUUAGAAUUCUCGCCCGGCGUUGCCAAGGUCGAGACAGAGGAAACAGAUCCAGUGAAACAACCGCCAGAAAGUAUAAAAUUUAAGUGCAGCUUCUGCGACGAAGGAGCGUGUACCAGGAAAGCUCUGGGGGUACACAUUACUCUGUUUCAUCCGGAGGAAAAGAAAAAUCAGUGCCACAUUUGUAAGCAGUUCUUCAAAGGUGUUGGCAGCUUGGAAGCGCACGCGAAAAGCGUUCACGGGGGUUUUAGCUAUGCCUGUGACAUUUGCACGGAGGGCUAUCACAAGGAGGAAAAAUUGAUUCACGAGUCGAACUGCCUGGGCAGACUGGUGCUGGAAUGUGCGGUUUGUCAGGAGGGUUUUGUGCUGAAGGAGGGCUUAUGGAAACACCUGGAUGGACAUGAGCUUACGGAAGAGAACAAAGCUCUUUCUUUUCGAGAAACGCGUAAGAAAUGGAAGGUGUUUACUUGCUUGCUAUGUAGUGAUGAUCGAGCUUUUGAUGAAAAGUCUUACUUGCGGCAUAUUCACUAUGAACAUGAUGGGUACCAUCUAAAAUGUAAAGACUGCGGGAAACAAUUUCGCAAACAAAUGCACCUGUCCGUUCAUAUUAGAGAACAUUGCAAAAUCGGCGCAAGGGCUCGGAAAUAUGUUGCUGAUCAUCCAAAGCUAGCGGUGGAAUCACAGUGCCCACACUGCCCUAAGCGAUACACCAGUGCUGCUUAUUUAAAUGGUCACAUCACUAGGAUUCACAAAGCAUUACCCGUUGUCUGCGACAUAUGUGGUCAUACUGCAUUCAACAAGGAACGACUUCAAUAUCAUAUGGUCAAAGCUCAUACAGAACCGACAGAGCAAUGUCCACACUGUCCGAAAGCGUUCCAUCUGCUAGCUGACCUACAGCAGCAUCUGAUCACCCACGAUACGGCCAAAAAAUUUGUUUGCGCAGAGUGCGGCGCGGUGUUCAAGCGUAAGCUUGGUCUUGACACGCACACCCGUUCGCACCAGAAAUUCGGUAAGGUACGAAAACGAACCACUGCGAAUGAAACGGCAAAAUUCCGUUGUGACACCUGUGGCAAACGAUUCAAGCACAACUACCUUCUGCUGUCUCACAUGCACAUUCACGACCCCAAUCGACAUGUGGACAAGAAACAUAGCUGCCUGGAAUGUGGCAAGACGUUUACCACCAAGGCCGGCGUGUACUAUCAUAUGAAGCAGAAAUUCGUUCACCAGCAAAUAACCUGCACGGUUUGCAGUUUGCUUAUCAAGGGCCGGGAACGGUACCUGGAACAUCUUCGUCUUCAUUCGCAGAAACCGGCGUAAUUCAGUUUGGUGAACUUUU
Molecule: messenger RNA, 3378 nt
Organism: Sabethes cyaneus
Lineage: Eukaryota; Metazoa; Arthropoda; Insecta; Diptera; Culicidae
Product: zinc finger protein 845-like
Exons: 13
Coding region: 147-3359 (1070 amino acids)
Biological process (GO): regulation of transcription by RNA polymerase II
Cellular component (GO): nucleus
Molecular function (GO): RNA polymerase II transcription regulatory region sequence-specific DNA binding; DNA-binding transcription factor activity, RNA polymerase II-specific
Source: RefSeq, a predicted model, not a curated record